Messenger RNA from Culex pipiens pallens (northern house mosquito), 4313 nucleotides. RefSeq names its product protein cramped (gene crm). The record is from RefSeq and is a predicted model, not a curated record. Gene Ontology annotation, molecular function: chromatin binding. The transcript is spliced from 11 exons. Gene Ontology annotation, biological process: vesicle-mediated transport; pattern specification process. Bases 162 to 4151 code for a protein of 1329 amino acids. Gene Ontology annotation, cellular component: nucleus; membrane. NCBI's taxonomy places the organism in Eukaryota, Metazoa, Arthropoda, Insecta, Diptera, Culicidae.
AGUUCGCAAACAGAAGCAGUUGAUUAAAAUUUCGAGAAGAUCGUUCCGAGGAGUGUCCGCGAAUUUUGAUUUUUUUUUUGUCGUGAAGACUAACGGAAAUCGGUGAAACAAGUGGCGCGGACUUUCCGGUGUGAUUAAAUCGUGAAACUGGCGGCAGCAUAAUGGACACCAUCCCGGACGACUCCGGUGGCACCGCACUCGACGCUCCCAAACCGGAGCAAACCAUCACCAACCCAACCUGCGAAGAUCCUCCCGAACCUGCGUCGUCGUCCUCAGAUACGCCACCCCAGCAUGACCCGCAGGACGCACCCGUCUCAACAUCUCUCAUCCCCAAACCGGGGGGCACUUCACUGCCGCCGCCAUCUUCCAUCGGAAAAUCCCCCCUUCCGCACAAACUCACCGAUCCGAACCUGCAGCAAAUCCCAACGGAGGAACUGCUCGGGUCGGUGACCACGUUCUACCCGAGCGGUGAUGCCGAGUGCGGGCACGCGCUGCGAACCAGCGCCCGGGUCAUUCACAAGAUGCGGAUGGAUUCGAUAAGGGGGACGACGCCGCCACCUGUGGAGAAGAAGGAGACGGGUGGUGGUGGGGGAGGGGGUGCGGGGAAGGCUGGUGGGGCGGGGGGAGGAGGGGGUGGGGGGCAGGGGACGAAGACGCCGAAUCAGCCGAAGCAGGUGCGCAUGGUUUGGAGCAAUCAGGACAAGAAUCUGUUUUUUGAGGCGUUGAACGAGUGCGGGAAGGACUUUGAAGGGAUUGUGAACUAUUUGAACACGAAGAAGCGCCGGAAGGAUAGCAAUAGUGAGCACGCGCUCAAGGUGAAGGACGUGCGGCAUUUGUACUACCAGUUCAACCAGAAGGUGGCGAAAUAUUUGCACUUUAGCGACGAGGUGAAGAAAGAGGCGCAGGAGCUGUACGCGUUGAUCAAUUACGGGGAAAUGCGGAAGAAGGUUCCGUUUCAGAACAAAAAGUACUUCCACAAGCUGAAGGAUCUGGUGUACAAGGGGUUCACGACGAUCCGCGAGAAGGGUCGCAACAUCCGCAUCAAGACGCCUUCGUGCCGAGCGUUGCGGAAGCUCAACCAGCUGGAAGAGUGGCAGGAAGAGAUCAAACUGCCCCCUCGGAUAGACGUGGUCCUCAAACCGGCCACCGUCGACGCCUGGGGCCGGGUACAAUCCCUCGCCCAAAACCCGCGCGUCAAAAUCUCCGUCACCCUCCAGAAACGUCUCUCCACGCUGCUCCAACUGCUCCAGCAAAAGUGGCGCCACCAGGACGUCCGCCUCGUCGAACGCAUCAACAACCUAAAAUCGGCCAGCGCCAGCAUCACCUCCAAAGCGUCCCGCCAAAAGGCCCAGCACGAGCUGGAACUGUGCGCCCGCAUGGCCACCGAAGGUGGCACCAACGACACAGAAUCCGCGAAAGUCCUCCGCUUCACAGCCCCAAAAGAAACCGUAAUCCACCGCCCCAUGAUCAACCUGUCGGAGUUUCUGAGCAGUUACAGCAUCUGUCUGAACUCGUACGAGCAGCGGAUUGGGGCGAAGGUGAGGGGAGAGGCGCUCUGUUUGGAGAAGCUGAACAGCUUUAAGGAGCGGGUUGGGGCGGGGUCGAAGAGGCAGCGGCACGAUAGUGGGUCGGAGAAGCAUAGUCCGGACGGGAAGAAGGUGCGGGCGGAGGUGAAGGAGGGGAAGGAGGAGAAGGGAGGGGAGGGUGGAGUGGGGAUGACGGUGGUGACGAAUUUUAAUGAGGUUUUCAAAUCCCCCAACGCCUCCAACGAAUCCCUCGACCUGGCCAAGGACAUCGAGCUCAACAGCGACGGCGAGUGCCCUUCCGUGGUCAAAUUCCACCCCCUCCUCGGCGGCGCCGUCUCCGACACAUCCCUCGACGGCGCGGGACCCGACCUCAAGAGCCCCGAGUCGAACGAUUCGCUUCGGUUGGUGGCGGGCGUCAGCAAGAUCAAGCUGGAGCUCGAGGCGGGCACUACCGGUGACAACUCGAACGACGGGAACGGGUCGGAAAGCGAACCGACGGUGCUGGCGAAGCAGGAGGAAGGGAGUGGGGAGGAUCUGAUCAAGACGACGGUCAAGCGGAAGGACUCGAAGGAAAAGUGCGGCAAGCGGAAGGACUCCAAGUCGGGCAGCAUGACCGGGCUGAGUGCCUUGCACUUCCGGCCGCUGAUUUCCGAGGAGACGAUUCAGCGGGUGCGGGAGGGGUGGACGAUGCGGAACGUUGGGGAUUUGACGGUUGGGGAUUUGUACAUUAUGUUUGGGGAGGAGAACCGGCUGCAGCUGGAGUAUGGGUGGGUGCUGCCGAGGGAGGUCAAGACUGAACAGGUGGACGGGCUCAACGGGGUGGAGGUGCUGGAAGGUGGGGUUCAGGAGGUGGCGUUGACUAAUGGAACCAAUGGGAUUGAGGAUGGUGGGGGGAUGCUGAACGAUACGAUUGUUUUGAGUGGACGACUCAAGCAGCUGCUCCAGAUUGCCAACCUGAGCGAGAAGACUGGCAAGCGAAGGUGCCCGUGCGGCCACGUUUGCGAUAGAAAGAUUAAGAAUCACGACCAACUGACCAGUGCUUCCAGUUCGAGCGACAACUUGCUCUUCAAAACACCCAAAGUUCCGAACCGCAACGGCAACGCCGCCAAUGCCGGCCAGGCCAACUGUAACCUCGUUCCCUCACCGCACACCGCCUACAAGCAAACGCGCUGGUUCCGGAUGCGCGUCAACCGGCACCAGCUGCCGUCCCACCGGGUCAUGCUGGGCGGUGGCGGUGGUGGCCACUACCUGGCCGCCGGCCGCCACAACAACAAUAACUCGCCCAAGUCGUCCUCCAGCAACGGAUCCGCGAGCCCCUCCUCCGGUUACCAAAGUGCCAGUUCCAGCAGUAGCAACGGGUCCACAAGAAGUUCCGGCUCCCCCAGCAUUCGCCGACCCGACGACGACAGUCUAACCAAACUGCUCGAAGACAAGAUCACUAGCUACCAGAGCGGCGCGUCCUCCAAAAAGACCCGCUGCGCGAAACUUCCGCCUUCCGGCGGAGACGAAAGCAGCUCGCUGAGUUUGUUUGACAUUUCGCUCCCGUCCACGUCAUCCUCGCUGCUGGCGGACCUCAUGGGAAGUGAAACGAGGACGACGGAGGAGGAACGGGGUGGUGAGGAUGGUGCGAGUAGCAAUAUUACGACCAUUUCGACGACCAAGAUUCUGCGGGAAUCGGCCGAUGGAGGGGAGCUCGUGGAGACGGACAUCAACGAUAUCUCGCUGAGUAGUUUCCUCGGGCAUCUGGAUGCGGUGUACGAGAGCGAGGCGGCGGUGACGGCGCGGAGAAGGGAUGGGGAUAAACGGAAGUACAGCAGCGAUGUCAGCCUGGAUAUGGUGCACACCAAGUCGCAGGAGGAGAUAUUCUGCAAUUUGGAGAAGUUUUCAGAGCUCACACAAUGGGUCCGUACGAUACGGGACAAUAUCGAGGAGAUGCGCAAGGCAGUGUCCACCCCUUCGUUUCAUUACAAUGAUAAAGUAAUCCGCGAAAAGGUAGAGCGACGGAUCGGCCAAAGCAUAGACCUGUGCAAGCGCAUCCACAACGCCAUCAAGUGCCUGCACGAGGAGCUGGAACAGGACGAACGGCGCGGGAGUGUCCUCUUCCGGAUCAAGCACACCCAGUUCAUUGUGAUAAAGGACGACUACCUGAGUGCGUACCGGGAGCACGAGGAGUUUGUCAACUACUAUGAGGAUAAGAUUAAAAAGCUGAUGAAGCUGGAGGCGAAAGCGAUGAAUUACAACAUCACGGAUGAUGAGGCGUCGGAGAUGUUGGCCAGCAAUCACAUGGCGCCGUUUGUUGGAAAUAUCCUAGAAGAAACGGAACAAGAACGGCAAAAGCUGAGAGAUAUCAUGUCGCGGCAUUCACAUUUGAUGGAGCUGGAAAAAUCCCUCGUCGAGAUUAGAGACUUGUUCCUGAGGAUAUCAACGCUGGUUAUGGAGCAGGCCAGCCUGGUCCAGGUGAUCGAGUACCACGCCCAGCAGGCCUCCCUCAACACGGACCACGGCGCCCACCAGCUGGAGAAGGCCCGCGAGUACAAGCUGAAGGCGCUGAAGAAGAAAACCUGCCUACUGAUUUGGGUGGUCGUGGUGCUCUCGGUGCUGGUGCUGCUGAUGAUCAUAUUCUGAGCAGCCUGCUAAGCCAUUCCAGCUAGCAACUAACUAACUAUUUAGCAUAAGUGUGUAAAGUGUUUGUGUUCAGUAUGAUUUACUAGAAUGUGUAAAAAGAAACGCCUACAGUUAGACAAUCAUUUAGUUUAAGACAUAGACAAAUAGAUAUCAAAAUUAUAA